This is a messenger RNA of Staurois parvus, 512 nucleotides long. The record is from the annotation of a GenBank genome assembly. Lineage: Eukaryota; Metazoa; Chordata; Amphibia; Anura; Ranidae.
AGCCUUCUCUUGGGAAUGCAAGCCCAGGAGGCUCGGCUGCAUCCGAUGACCAUGAGUUUGACCCCUCAGCCGACAUGUUGGUUCACGAGUUUGAUGACGAGCGGACUUUGGAGGAGGAAGAGUUAAUGGAGGGCGAUGUGAACUUCAGCUCUGAGAUUGAGCACUUGGAAAGGGAGAGUGAGAUGCCAAUUCAUGAGUUAUUAAGACUUUAUGGCUACGGUAGCACAGUACCUCUACCUGGAGAAGAGGAGGAGGAAGAAGAGGAUGAUGAGGAAGAGGAGGACAAUGAUGGGAACAGCGGAUGCAGCGGGGAGAAUAAAGAUGAAACUGUCAAAGAUUCAUCUGGUCAAGAAGAUGAGGCUCAAUCCUCUGAUGAGCCAGCGCCAUCUGCUACUCAAGACGCACCAGAAGUUACCCGGUCUCGGCGAUGCAAGUACUUUGAUACCAAUAACGAAAUAGAAGAGGAGUCUGAAGAUGACGAAGAUUAUAUUCCUUCAGAAGACUGGAAAAAA